Miscanthus lutarioriparius is the source of this 642-nucleotide messenger RNA. Lineage: Eukaryota; Viridiplantae; Streptophyta; Magnoliopsida; Poales; Poaceae. The record is from the annotation of a GenBank genome assembly.
AUGGCGGACAUGGAGGACAAUCCUCUCUUCGGAGUCAGCCUUUCCAGCAUCGCCUCUUCCUCCUCCGAUUCCUCCUCUCUGAGCGAUGAUGUUCCUCCUGUGGAACCGCCCUCCACUACCGUCCUCCAAACCGUGAACAUCAAGUCUCAUGUUCCGUUCUGCGACAACGAACUUCACCGUGCUGUGUACCUCGAGGCGGAAUUCCGGAACCUUGUCCAAGGCGACAUGACCAUUACUCAGUAUACCGGCAAACUGAAGCAUCUCGCCGACGCCCUCCGCGAUGUUGGCCAGCCUGUGCACGAGACCAGUCAGGUCUUGAACAUGCUUCGUGGCCUAAGCUCCAAGUAUCGUCACAUCGUGCCGGUGAUCGCGGCGAAACAACCACCGCACACGUUUCUAUCGGCGCGUUCUUAUCUGCUUUUGGAGGAGCAGUAUGACAAGGAGCAGGCCAAGACAGCUGCGCAUCAAGCUCUUCUCACCACUGGCGGCCCUCGUCUACCAGUUCCUGCCGCUGCCGAUGGCGGUUCUGGUUCUGGGACUGGUGCACAAUCUCCAGCUCCGCACCCCUCGGCGGUUCCAGCUCGUACUGAUGGGAAGCGGGGACGUGGUCGUGGUUGUGGCCGCGGCGAUUACCAGCACUAG